CCGAGGUGACGUCGACUGUGCUUGCGUCCGGUUUUCUGUGGUCGUCUCUGCGAAAAAAAAAAAAUGUUUGUACUCGUCCACAUUGCUGCUCGGUCGGAGUAGUAAAAUGUGAGGUCGGAAAUGCUCGUCAGGGGUGGAUGAGAGGAAAAGGGGAGGCACCUGUGAGACGGAGCAGGUCAGCCUACCACGGUGUCAAGUUUACGUUAAUCACGGCACGGUACACUUUCAGACAUAUUUGUGAAGCGGAGGAGUCAUCAUCUCCGGAUCUGCUCCAGCCGCCGCUCCGAGCCAAAUUAUGACUACGUGUUGUUGUCACGGACUUAACGCGUGAGGUGAGCUGUGACUGCCCCCCCUUUUUUGUCUCUCCGUGCACCUGCAUGUACUGUGUGCAGGCCUGGCCCGUCGAAGAGGCGCUGUGCUCAGAGACUGUGCUGCACUAGGAGAUCCCAUGGCUUCUGGUCCUCCAUGUCCCUCUGUAGGCCGCAGGCUCGGGCUGAAGGAGUUGCUACUCGGGCCUCUGUUGGUCUUGCUGGUUUCUGGGCUGGAACCAGUUCUGUGUCAGAAGGUCUACACCAACACAUGGGCUGUGCACAUACCUGGAGGUCUGGAGGAAGCUGAUCGAAUUGCCAGUAAACACAGCUUCCUCAAUUACGGACAUGUAUUUGGUGAUUAUUAUCACUUCCGGCAUCGUACAGUGGUGAAGAGAUCGCUGUCUGAUCACAGAGGGACACAAGUCCGUCUUCAAAGAGAUCCAAAGGUGACCUGGGCCGAGCAACAAGUGUCGAAACGGAGGAAAAAGAGGGAUGUCUUCCAAGAACCGUUGGAUCCCAAAUUCAGAGACCAGUGGUACCUGUACAACAGCAACCACCGUGACUUGAAUGCCAAAUCUGCGUGGCAGUUGGGCUACACAGGUAAAGGGGUGGUGGUGUCCAUCCUGGAUGAUGGAAUAGAGAAGAACCAUCCUGACUUAAUGCAGAACUAUGACCCAGAUGCCAGCUACGAUGUCAAUGAUGGCGACCCAGAUCCUCAGCCUCGAUACACGCAGCUUAAUGACAACAGGCAUGGAACACGAUGUGCAGGAGAAGUGGCAGCGGUAGCCAACAAUGGGAUCUGUGGAGUCGGUGUGGCCUACAAUGCCAAGAUUGGAGGUGUGCGUAUGCUGGACGGUGAGGUGACUGACAUGGUGGAGGCCCAGUCCCUCAGUCUAAAUCCCCAACACAUCGACGUCUACAGCGCCAGCUGGGGCCCAGAGGAUGACGGCAAAACUGUCGACGGACCUGCCAAACUCGCCAAAGAAGCUUUUCUGCGAGGAGUUACAGAGGGUCGUAGUGGUUUGGGCUCCAUCUUUGUGUGGGCUUCUGGGAAUGGAGGGAGGGAGAUGGACAGCUGUAACUGCGACGGCUACACCAACAGCAUCUACACCCUGUCCAUCAGCAGCUCCACCCAGAACGGCAACGUCCCCUGGUACAGCGAGGCUUGCUCCUCCACCCUCGCCACCACCUAUAGCUCGGGGAACCCUAAGGAGAAACAGAUAGUGACUACAGACCUCAAAUCAAAAUGCACAGACUCCCACACAGGCACCUCUGCCUCCGCGCCGCUGGCUGCCGGGAUCAUCGCUCUUGCCCUUGAGGCCAAUAAAAAUCUGACCUGGAGGGACAUGCAACAUCUGGUUGUACGAACUUCUCACCCUGCCCACCUGCUCACCAACGACUGGAGAACCAAUGGGGUUGGGCGCAAAGUUAGCCAUUCCUAUGGAUACGGUCUACUUGAUGCCAGUGCAAUUGUAUCGCUGGCUGAAACGUGGACUAAUGUGAGGCCACAGCGGAAAUGUGUGAUCACAAUGGUCUGUGAGCCAAGGAACAUUGGCAGCCAUUUGUCGAUUAACAUGAGUGUGGACGCCUGCACGGGGACAGACAGUUACGUGACCUCAUUAGAGCACGUCCAGGCCCGGCUCACCCUGUCAUACAACCGCAGGGGAAACCUGGCCAUUCACCUCAUUAGUCCUGCCGGCACACGCUCCACUCUGCUCCACCCCAGGCCUCACGACUACUCAUCAGAGGGUUUUAACGACUGGGCUUUCAUGACCACCCACUCCUGGGACGAGACGCCCACCGGGACAUGGAUGCUGGAGAUCGAGAACGUGGCUGGUGCCAGUGACUAUGGCACUCUGACCCAGUUCAUCCUGGUGCUGUAUGGCACCGGCUCAGCAUCUUCCAGCUCCUCUGCAAAGGCUCAGCCUGUCGAUGACUACUGUAAAACCUUGGACCUGAGGCAGAUAUGCAUCGAGUGCAACUCCGGCCACUUCCUCUUUCAGCAGGGCUGUGUGAAAGAAUGUCCAGCAGGCUUCUCAGUGGGCUCCCAGCCCCUCAACUACACAGUGGGAAACUUUAUGCUACCAGCUUCCGUCCCAUCCUGUCUGCCCUGCCCACCGUCCUGCCUGACCUGCAGCAGCCUCAGCCCUCAGGCCUGCCUGUCCUGCCCCCCUCACAACUCCCUGGACCCCAUCUCUGGCGCCUGCCUGCACCUCAACCAGUACAUGCGCCAUACCCCUCGCAACUUCAUGGUGGGCCAGGAGAACCCGGGAAUGCAGCUCCAGUUGAGCUCCCGGCUGCCCAUCACCAUCGCCGUGCUCAGCUGCAUGGCCAUCAUCGCCACCUUCGCCGGCACCUUCCUGCUGCUGCAGCUGCGCUCUGGCGCACUCAUCAAGCUGCCCUCUCUGGAGGCUGGCGGCGGCCUCGGGAGUAGUUUCAGCCUCGGGGGAAAUAGGGUGGUGUCGUACCGCGGCAUCCCGACAGUGUGGGGGGAUGAUGGGAUAAAUACGGACUCUGAUAACGAAGAUUUUGACGUCCAUAAUGAGAGGACUGCCUUUAUCAAAACACAAAGUGCUCUUUAAUGCCCCUCCCCGCAUCCCUCGCUCCUUCCUGCUUUUAAAGUCUUCUGAUAAUUCAGAACUGCCCUCUCUCAGCCUUUUCAUCCUUUUUCCCUUGUCUCUGUCUUACCGUGUUUUCCUCUUAGCCCUGCUUCAGCAUCUACUGUGGGAGACCUGAUUGGAAGCUGCCGUCUCUCAGAGCGCUGGAUGACCCGAGCUUUGCUCUGUUCAUACAUGGGCGCUUUUCUAUUAAACUGGCUCUCUCCCUCCUCUUGCCCUCGAUCACUAACAAUGUAUGUCUGUGCCGAGUCCAUUUUCCCCUCCAGCUCAAGCUCUUUUUUUUGUUACAGUAAACAAAUGAUUAUUUUCCUUCUCUUUCCAUCAGUGCAGUAGCCAGACAAGAUUGUUGAAUGUGAGGAGUAGAGAUGCGUGAAUGUGAGCGUGUAAAUCUGAAACAUGUGCUGCCCUUUAUAGAGAAGCGAAAGCUGGUCCUGUCACAUUUAGUACUUUUAACUUAAAAGUGAUAAAGAAUUGUAUAGCGAGGCAUGAAAUCGGAUUAGGAAACAUUGAUUCUAUCUCUGAAGCGUCGUCAAUUUCCAAAAUCUGAUCAUAAAAGCACCACUUAUCUGUAGCGAGUCAGUGUAUUUUCAUAAUUCAAAAGCAUAAUACUUGGCAAGAUAAUGUCCACACGUUAAUGCCUCUCUGUAUGAUGAGACAAUGUUUUCUAUUUACUUUAAACAAAAUCCAUUUUUCUACAUCUGUCUUUAAAAGAAGAUCUGUAUAGUUAUUGUUCUAGGUGUGAGAGAGGCUUUAAUUCUCCUAUUGCACACAAGUCUGGAAAGAUCUCUCUCUCUGGCAGAACAAACUGUGAGUCACACAAUUAGCGAGGCUUCUUCAGUUUAUCCCGGUUUAAAAACUAUAAAUUGUUCUGCGCUCAUCACCUCCCCAACCGUCACACAGAAGAGCAUCAAGAAAGUAAGAUAAAUUAAAAGAAGGAAGAAGAAAAAAAAAAAAAGCACACAGGCCACUCGAUCAACCCUGAAGCACAAGCCCUUCAGCGAUAUUACA
Cottoperca gobio is the source of this 3937-nucleotide messenger RNA. RefSeq names its product furin (paired basic amino acid cleaving enzyme) a (gene furina). The record is from RefSeq and is a predicted model, not a curated record. Gene Ontology annotation, biological process: peptide hormone processing. Lineage: Eukaryota; Metazoa; Chordata; Actinopteri; Perciformes; Bovichtidae. Gene Ontology annotation, cellular component: Golgi membrane; trans-Golgi network. Bases 449 to 2893 code for a protein of 814 amino acids. Gene Ontology annotation, molecular function: serine-type endopeptidase activity. The transcript is spliced from 16 exons.